Molecule: messenger RNA, 1635 nt
Organism: Hyalella azteca
Lineage: Eukaryota; Metazoa; Arthropoda; Malacostraca; Amphipoda; Hyalellidae
Product: protein PTCD3 homolog, mitochondrial-like
Biological process (GO): mitochondrial translation
Cellular component (GO): mitochondrion
Molecular function (GO): protein binding; rRNA binding; ribosomal small subunit binding
Source: RefSeq, a predicted model, not a curated record
CCAGCUGCUUUGUUUAUUAAUUUUUUCCUUACAGAUCUAUCAGUAUAAUUUUUAUUGGAGUGAUGGCAUCUCAAUCAGCCCUUGGCCGGUGCUGUCAUCUUGUAGGGCAAACAUUUUUGAAGAAUGUUAACAUAAAAGGAGCAGCUAGCACCAACAGGGCAUUCCUGACUUGUUCAUCUGACAAUGGCCCAGAGUUCCGGAUGCCUGAGCACAUUCCUCGCUCUCCUACUGAUAUUCUCAAGGCUCUUGACAGCACAAUAAGCAGAGACAAGACAGGACCUCACUACCGUUACCAUGAUGACCCGUACCUUAUCCCUGUCUUUUGUUCAGGCUCUUGACAGCACAAUAAGCAGAGACAAGACAGGACCCCACUACCGUUACCAUGACGACCCGUACCUUAUCCCUAUCACGCCCAUGGACCGAAGAGUGUAUGCUCUAGCUCGGGAGAGUGGCAGGAAAGCUGCUGCAUGGAUCAGAGACCAACACCCACACCUCUUUCUUAGUAACACAUCAGAUGCCCCCGCUGUUGAGAAAUUUUUACCUAUUGAAGAAUACUCCGAAGAGUCGGAAGUGAGUGAAGAAAUCCUACAGAAGCUCAUUGCGUCCUGCAAGGUGGUGGACGCAGCGACUGUGUACAGAUUGUGUUCUUCUAAGGGGAUAGAGCUGAGCGCCACCACCAAGCAGUCGCUGCUGGAGCUCAUGUGUUACUACAACGAAGAGGAGGCCGUUGCUGAGGACUGGGUUGAGGAGAGAAGCUUUGCUCAAGUUGCCAGGCCUGGACGAGACAUGAUAAACACGUGGAAAAGCGGUGGCUUGGCAGACGAGUUGUUCUUGUCUCUGGACGAGCCGUCAACGGCUGCCUACUGCGCGCUCAUCAGGGGGCUCUCUAAGCACAAUAACUCAGAGGAGGCUUGGUCGCGGUAUCAGGAGGCGCAGACGGCGGGGCUGCCCCUGGAUACGGCCACCUUCAACAGCCUCCUGCUCACCAUCCCCCUCAGGCACGACGGAUACGAGGAGCGCGUCAACAUCCUCAUGGGUCUACUGAAGACAAUGGCGUCCAAGGGGCUGCGUCCCAACCAGCAGACGCUGGACAACAGCCUGCAGGUGCUGAGCAUGACGGCAGGCUACAGGAAGACCAAGGAACUCAGCCUGCAGCUGCUGCAGGAGAUGAGGCUGCUCGGCAUUAAGCCUUCUCUCACCUCCUACUUCUUCCUCGUCAGCAUACACUACCGUCAGCGUCAGUACCUUCCCGUGCUGACCUGUACUGUAAGCCUUCUCUCACCUCCUACUUCUUCCUCGUCAGCAUACACUACCGUCAGCGUCAGUACCUUCCCUCGUGCUGAUCUGUAUUGUAAGCCUUCUCUCACCUCCUACUUCUUCCUCGUCAGCAUACACUACCGUCAGCGUGACGAUAAUGGCAGUAGCCUCAUCUACUCGGUGUUGGAGGAGCUAGAGAAAAUUGAGGGCGACCUUCCGCUGCUGGACCCGCGCGACACCAUGUUCUUCCUACAGGCCAUUGACGUGUGCUGUAACAAGCUACAGAGUCUGGCGGCCGCCCAAAGGUUGCAUGCGCUGCUCGAGCGCGGCAAGAACCAGCGGCUGCUGGGCAACAACUCUAAAGAAGUCAUUUAUUAG